GCGGGCUGAAGGGGUCGCCUGCGCACGCGCAGUUGGAAGCAGGGCCUCAAUUUUGUGGUGGUGUGGGUGAGUUGGGUGCUGUUGGACUCGUGUUGGCCCUCGGAAACCUCACGUAGCUGCUGCCAGCUUUUCCUGCCCUCGCCAUGUUCCUCACCCGGUCUGAGUACGACAGGGGUGUGAAUACUUUUUCUCCUGAAGGAAGAUUAUUUCAAGUGGAAUAUGCCAUUGAAGCUAUCAAGCUUGGUUCUACAGCCAUUGGGAUUCAGACAUCAGAGGGUGUGUGCCUAGCUGUGGAGAAGAGAAUUACCUCCCCACUAAUGGAGCCUAGCAGCAUUGAGAAAAUUGUAGAGAUUGAUGCUCACAUAGGUUGUGCCAUGAGUGGGCUAAUUGCUGAUGCUAAGACUUUAAUUGAUAAAGCCAGAGUGGAGACACAGAACCAUUGGUUCACCUACAAUGAGACAAUGACCGUGGAGAGUGUGACUCAGGCUGUGUCCAAUCUAGCUCUGCAGUUUGGAGAAGAAGAUGCAGAUCCAGGUGCUAUGUCUCGUCCCUUUGGAGUAGCACUGUUAUUUGGAGGAGUUGAUGAGAAAGGACCCCAGCUGUUUCAUAUGGACCCAUCUGGGACCUUUGUACAGUGUGAUGCUCGAGCAAUUGGCUCUGCUUCAGAGGGUGCCCAGAGCUCCUUGCAAGAAGUUUACCACAAGUCUAUGACACUGAAAGAAGCCAUCAAGUCUUCACUCAUCAUCCUCAAACAAGUAAUGGAGGAGAAGCUGAAUGCAACUAAUAUAGAGUUAGCCACGGUGCAGCCCGGCCAGAAUUUCCACAUGUUCACAAAGGAAGAACUUGAAGAGGUUAUCAAGGACAUUUAAAGAAGCAUGAUCCUCAGAACUUCUCUGGGACAAUUUCAGUUCUCUUAAAUGCUUUUAACUUUUAUUUCCAGCUCCUGUUCCUUGGAAAAUCUCCAGUGUAUGUGCAUUUUUUUUAUGAUGUCUGUACAUAAAGACAGUUCUGAAAUAAAGAAAAAUUUAAAAUUUGUUAAUAGA
Leopardus geoffroyi (Geoffroy's cat) is the source of this 1043-nucleotide messenger RNA. It is a transcript of the gene PSMA5, whose product is annotated as proteasome 20S subunit alpha 5. The coding region runs from base 144 to 869 and encodes 241 amino acids. Gene Ontology annotation, cellular component: nucleus; proteasome core complex, alpha-subunit complex; proteasome core complex. The transcript is spliced from 9 exons. The record is from RefSeq and is a predicted model, not a curated record. NCBI's taxonomy places the organism in Eukaryota, Metazoa, Chordata, Mammalia, Carnivora, Felidae. Gene Ontology annotation, biological process: proteasome-mediated ubiquitin-dependent protein catabolic process.